CAGUAUGACAUGCAGAUGAGUGCCGUCGAUCUUAGAAUCACCGCACACUUCACUCAUUUGGGCAGUCACGGGGCCAAAACCAGAGUGUGGAGCCACAGUGUGGCGGUGGACGCAGCAGCAAUGGGAGGAUACAGCACCCUAUGAAAAAAUGGAACCCACCAGCAGUGUGAGGAGACCUGAAAGUGGCACAUGGCAGAGUGUGGCGAUGGAGACAGCAGCAAUGGGAGGCCGUACAGGGACCCAUGACACACUCUGGACCUGGCAGCAGCAUGAGGAGGCGGUACAGGGGCCCAUGACAGAUUACGGGCCUGGCAGCAGCAAUGGGAGGCCCGUAAUCUGCCAGCACCCUAUGACAAAAUGGAACCCACCAGCAGUGUGAGGAGACCUGAAAGUGGCACAU
This is a messenger RNA of Staurois parvus, 400 nucleotides long. The record is from the annotation of a GenBank genome assembly. Lineage: Eukaryota; Metazoa; Chordata; Amphibia; Anura; Ranidae.